Cutaneotrichosporon oleaginosum is the source of this 1092-nucleotide messenger RNA. RefSeq lists its product as uncharacterized. Lineage: Eukaryota; Fungi; Basidiomycota; Tremellomycetes; Trichosporonales; Trichosporonaceae. The record is from RefSeq and is a predicted model, not a curated record. Gene Ontology annotation, molecular function: 2-oxoglutarate-dependent dioxygenase activity.
AUGCCACCACAGACACGCCACGCCUCCCUCCCCCCCUUCCCCUCGGACCUGACGACGGCGCCGCUCGUCUCCGUCUCCCUCGCGGGGCUGGAGGCGCGUGACCCCGCCGCUGAGCAGGCGUUGUGGGACGCGUGCCGUGACCUCGGCUUCUUCUACCUCGACAUGUUCGGGAGCGAGCUGGGCGAGCGCAUCGUCACACAAGCCGAGCAAGUCAAUGACGUACAAGACGAGUUCUGGGCGCUGGGCAACGCCGAGCUCGACAAGUACGGGCGGGACAAGGUCCACGACUUCUUCGCGUACCGCUACGGCGAGCCGGGCGAGGUCGAUGCGAACGGCGUCAAAAUCCGCAACCAGAACUACAACAUCCGGAAGGACGACGUGCUGGGCCACAUGGCGCCGCUGCCUGCGCCGCCCGUCGUGCGCACCAACUACCCCCUCUUUGCGUCGUACAUCCGCGACUGCCGCGCGGUCAUCGACCUGAUCCUCGAGCAGCUUAACACGCGCCUCGAGCUGCCGCUGGGCACGUUGGCGGGGAUGCACCGCCUGUCCCAGCCGUCGGGCGACCACAUCCGGUUCACGGCGAACCCGCCGCAGGCGUACGACGAGCGCGUCGCCAAGCGCGGCGAGCACACCGACUUUGGCUCGCUCACCGUCCUCUUCAACUGGCUCGGCGGGCUGCAGAUCCGGCACCCCGACACGGACGAGUGGGUGUACGUCCGCCCCGUCCCCGGCUCGCCCGUCAUUAACCUCGGCGACGCCAUGGUGACUUUCACGGCGGGCAUUCUGCGCUCGAACAUCCACCGCGUCGUGCCGGCGCCUGGAGAGCAGGCGAGCCUGCCCCGCACAAGUCUCGUGUUCUUCACGCGGCCGGAGGACGAUGUCAUCAUGCGCCGACUCAAGGGGGGGAUUAUUGAUGCGCAGCCGGCGACGGAGGCCGGCGAAGAGAUGACGGCACAGGAGUGGUGGAUGAAGCGCGGGACGGGCAAGUUGCCGGGCAUCUUUACCAAGAAGGGGUUUGAGCCGUUCGAGGGCGGCGACUUGUACGCGGGCAGCUUCUUCAAGGACUCUGAGGCACCUGCGAUCAAGGCGUGA